Puccinia graminis f. sp. tritici CRL 75-36-700-3 is the source of this 282-nucleotide messenger RNA. RefSeq lists its product as uncharacterized. Lineage: Eukaryota; Fungi; Basidiomycota; Pucciniomycetes; Pucciniales; Pucciniaceae. The record is from RefSeq and is a predicted model, not a curated record. The coding region runs from base 1 to 282 and encodes 93 amino acids. The transcript has 2 exons.
AUGACAUAUACGAGGACAAACCAACCUCACGACCGGCACAUCCAUGAGCCGAUUGCCAAGUCGACGAUGUCAUGCCACAAUACAGUUGAGGAGGUCGCUGGCUCCCCUCCGACACCCACUUGGCCAGACGGCCCAUCCACAAUCACUCGGCCAGAUGGCCCAUCCGAUCAUCCUAAAAGAUCAUCUGUGUCCCAGCCAUCAACGGUGCCCCAUCUUCAGGUCAACCAGCAGCAACAACCCCACCGGAUGCACCUGGUUAUCCCAGCUACCCUCCCCACUUGA